Messenger RNA from Pipistrellus nathusii (Nathusius's pipistrelle), 963 nucleotides. The record is from the annotation of a GenBank genome assembly. Lineage: Eukaryota; Metazoa; Chordata; Mammalia; Chiroptera; Vespertilionidae.
AUGUGGGCGCCGCCCGCCUGGGCAGGGGCUGGGGCGGACACUGCCAUCCCGGCCGGCAGCUGUCUAUGGGCAGUGCUAGCAGCAGCACUCGGGCUGUUGACUGCUGGAGUAUCAGCCUUGGAGGUUAUCACCCCAAAAGAAAUAUACGUGCCCUAUGGGACACAAGGGGUGCUGUCCUGCAAGUUCAAGUCUAAGAUCACCACAGGCCCGGCGACCACAGUCUCCUGGAGCUUCCGGCCAGGGGAAAUCCACACCACCGUGUCUUUUUUUCUCUUCGUGGACGGGCAAGUGUUCCUCGGGAAUGACCCGCUAUUCAAGAACAGGGUCACCUGGGCUGGAGACCUCCACAAGAAAGACGCAUCCAUCAAAAUACAAAAUAUGCAGUAUGACCAUAACGGCACCUACAUCUGUGAUGUCAAAAACCCUCCCGACAUCGUCUCCGAACCCGGAUACAUUGUCCUCUAUGUUGUAGAGAAAGAGGUGCCCACGCCGCCCCCGACUCCGCAGCCCCGGACACCGAGGCCCCAGCCUCCUCAGCCCAGGCCUCCGCCACCCCGGCCUCCCCCGCCCAGGACUCCACCACCCCGGCCUCCCCCGCCCAGGACUCCGCUGCCCCCGCCUCCGAAGCCCAGGACUCUGCUGCCCCAGCCUCAGCAGCCUGGGACUCCACUGCCCCAAUCUCCAUCGCCCGGGACUGCUCUGCCCCGGCCACCACCUCCUGGGACUCCUCUGCCCCGGCCUCCGCAGCCCGGGACUCCACUGCCCCGGCCUCCGCAGCUCGGGACACCGGUUUGGCAGGUGGUGGGUAUAGCGGCUGCUGUGUUUCUGGGUCUCAUCCUCCUCCUCCUCUUGAUCAUCCUGGUUCUCUGGUACAAAAAGAAACCCUCGUAUCCGGAUUACACCAGGGAUGAGUCAUAUAUGCGCAGUGAGACCACUCCGGCGGACAUCACAGUGACAAAAUGA